Molecule: messenger RNA, 906 nt
Organism: Teleopsis dalmanni
Lineage: Eukaryota; Metazoa; Arthropoda; Insecta; Diptera; Diopsidae
Exons: 4
Coding region: 1-906 (301 amino acids)
Source: RefSeq, a predicted model, not a curated record
AUGUCUAGGCCGUCUACCACAACUACAACCACCGAAAUAAACGCUAAUAAUUUGUCGAAAAUACCUCAAUGGCUUAAUAAAGAAUUUUUUAAACCGGCAUUUAAACAGGUUUUAAACUUUAAAGAAAUAAGUUCUAUAAUUCCAAUCACAACUGAAACACCUGAUAAAACUGUAGCAUCUGAUUUUAUACGAGUUCUCUUAGAGGUCAAAUUAACAGCUAUAUCGACUGAAGAUGCCGUUUUAGUUCUGGAAGAUUUCAGCAGAAAAAAGUUCCAUAACGUAGACCGCUUUAAAGGUUUCGAUAUGUUACACAUGCGUUGGGCUUUACGGAAGUUAGCUGAGUUUCAUGCAGCUACAACAGUCUAUUGUGAAACUGAAGGCCCAUAUCCUGAUUUAUACCAGGAGAGUUUCUGUAAUGCAUCCAACAUACGUAUGGUAAAAAGAAUAACGGAGAAACGUCAAUUACAUUUUCGAAAUGCAAUGCGCCAGUGGGGUUUACCACAUGUUGAAGACUUUAUAAAAAAAAUGCCAACAAUUAAAGAUUAUAUGGAAGCAGUUUUGAACUCAAAUAAUGUGGAUCCCAAUGAAAUUAAUGUGCUUAAUCACGGACAACUAUUCAAUACAAAUAUUUUGUUUAAUUAUAAUGAGAGUGGCGUUAUAGAUGAGUCCUGGCCGACUUUGAUGGAUAUUCAACAGAUGAUGUUUAAAUAUGGAUUUUGGGGACCUAUUGCUGCAAACACUACACUUUGCAAUUUGUUGUUGCCAACGAGUGAACAGUCUUCUUUUGAAAAUAUGUUCAGACCUGGACACGAAGGAGAUAUUUUACGUUAUAAAAGUUUUACUAACCCUCAUUAUGCCAAAGCAAUGUGUCAACUAAUACCAUUUUUUGCAUAUAAGGGUAUAUAA